Thalassophryne amazonica is the source of this 2696-nucleotide messenger RNA. RefSeq names its product nectin cell adhesion molecule 4b (gene nectin4b). Gene Ontology annotation, cellular component: adherens junction. The transcript has 11 exons. The record is from RefSeq and is a predicted model, not a curated record. Lineage: Eukaryota; Metazoa; Chordata; Actinopteri; Batrachoidiformes; Batrachoididae. The coding region runs from base 249 to 1994 and encodes 581 amino acids. Gene Ontology annotation, biological process: heterophilic cell-cell adhesion; homophilic cell-cell adhesion.
UGCGUGUCACCGAGUGGAUUCUGCUUUUCAGCUUUAACGUUAGUAGUAUUUAUUUAUUGAAGUGUUUUAAAGCCUUUGAGUCGCGGUCGUAAAGUUCUUUUUUCUCCGUGAUUUACCGUGAAAACUCUCGCUGCUCCUGUCUGCCGUUAACGAUCAACUUUAUUCAGAUUAAAACUCCAAACUGUCAUGAAGACGUAAUAAAUCCAGCAGAGGGACGUGGAUCGAAUCCUGCUGGAGUUUUUUGACAGAUGAUGGAUUUAUCCGGAUUCUGUUUUGCAGCGCUGCUUCUUCAUUUUGCGGCAUGCGUCCAGGCCGUGUUCGUGGAGCCGCCUCUUCCCGUCACCCCCCUCCGCACCCUGGCAGAGAGCGAGACCCGGCUUCCCUGUCGGUACCAGGUGGAGGAGGGGCAGAAGGUGGUGCAGGUCUCCUGGUCCAAGGAGCUCCCGGAUGGCAGCAAGGACCAGAUCAUCACUGCCCACUUCUCAGACGGGUACACAGAAUUUGGCCGUUACUCUGGCCGGGUGAGGUUCGAGAGCAGCAGCCCCACGGAGGACUCGGCUCUGCUCAUCCUGAACACCGAGGAGUCGGACGAAGGCAGCUUCACCUGCCACAUCUCCACCUUCCCGAACGGAAACUUUGAGAGACGCUUGACGCUCACUGUCUGGAUUGUUCCCAUCUCCUCCCUGGAUCCUGUGGUGCUGGCGGAAGGCCAGUCCUUCCGCGUGGCCGCCGCCUGCCGUGCCGUGGGUCGCCCGCUGCCCCGCCUCUCCUGGGAGACCAACCUUCCAGGUGUUAGUCACAACCGCACCACUGAGGGCGGCUCUGUAUCCAGCUACUACUCCCUCCAUCCUCUACGCAGCAUGAACGGGAAGCAGCUGGACUGUCUGGUGUGGCAUCCCGCCCUGGAGCAGCCGCGCAGGAUCCCAAACCGCCUUGUAGUCCAGUAUCCUCCAGAUGCCACCAUCACCACCUCCACGGCAGACUGGUACGUGGGUUUGGAGAAAGCUGAGCUGCUCUGCGACGUUGGUGGAUUCCCCAAACCUCAGAACAUCACCUGGACCUGGAGGGGCGGAGCUCUGCCAAACGGAGCAUCUGUGCUUGGAGGAAAGCUUAUCUUUGGGCGUGGCCUUCGUUUGAAUGACAGCGGGUUGUAUGAGUGUGUGGUCAGGAACUCUGUGGGAGAAGACAGGACCGAGUUCCUGUUGACCAUAACGGAGACAUGUGGUAGGACUUGUGUGCCGGACAACCUGGUGCUGAUUGUGGUUUGCUCUGUAGCUGGAGCUUUGGUGCUGCUUUUGGUCAGCGUCGUCAUCCUGGUCAACCACCGCCAUCAACACCGAAACAAAAAACUUAAGACUGAACUCAGUGUAAAAACGGAGGAAAUUAGCACGCUGUCCAGGCAAGCGUCCUUCAGGAGGCUGAACUCUGUCAAUGCGGACCCCAGAGUGCAGGGAGAAGAUUACGCCCUCCUCCGAGUCGACAGCAGAAUGAAAAACAGUGACAUAUCUCUGGAGCGACCCACCUACAAAGGCAGCCAGCCCGCCCUGAGUGGGAAGUGGGGGCCUGCAGUGGGCAUGGAAGUUGAUGAACUGGGACGUCCGGUCGUCUGGGGCGAUGGCAGGGAGGAGCUGAGAGAAACUGAGGUGGAUGGAGAGAAGGAGGAGCGUCGUAGGAGGGUGGAGUCAUACUUAAAGAGCAGCAACAUGUCGCUGGACUCAGGUCUUCCCUCAUCCCUGAUUCCACUGAAGGUACAGCCGGAGGACGGCGUUGGGUUCAGAGAGCCAGACGUGGUUCACGUCAGGGAGGGAGGCACCCCGAGUGAGGACUGGGGUCCGGCUCAGCCAGGCCUCCAGGGGUACGAGGAUGAUGGCGACAGCAGCACCUACCAGAUCUCCGAGGCCCUCACCAAUCAUUUCUACUACAGCAACGGCGUCCUGAGGCCCAAACUGCACUCCAAUGCCAUCCUGCUGCACCCCAAGGGUCAGGUCAUCUAGAGACCCCAAUACCAGCAGCAUCUCCGCGUUCAGCAGGACUCGUAUUGGGAGUUCUGUGCAGCUGAGCGGGACCCUGUGGGACCCUGAGCGGGACUCCAGCAUCACCUGAAUGGAUUUUGUUUUGUUUUGUUUUUAAGCCUCCACUGAUGGAGAAUUUGGUGAUCCUUGAUUUUUGGUGCACGUUUGCCACUAACAGAUGAAAUGUUGCAUCGCUGUACCAUGGAACGGUGCGACGUGCACGUUACUCCACGUUAUUCCACGUUUACAGCUCCUGAUGACUUGUAGCCGGAUGAUUUGAAAUCGACAACGGACGCAUCCUAGCAAAUCAGAGAAAAGACGACGUGGACGGACACUCGACUUUUGAGCUCAGAAUCUUUGGGUUUUGAGCUCGAUGGUGAGCUGAGACUAAAAUGUGCCUGAUGUCAUAAAAUGUUCUCAGUCUGUGUAAAUCCAGUUAUACGACUGGAUCAGGUUUUCUACCAGUGUUGUUCCCGGUGUGGUCUUGGUGUCCAGGAGGCGGCGCUGAACGGACUGAACGGACACGCUGCCGAUGUGCUUCUGGCCGCUGAACAAUAUCUUUGUGCAGAUGAUUUUUUUCAUACAGUAUUUUUUACGAGGAGUGAGAACUCGACGUGUAACUGUUGACAUGUUUGUUGAUAAAAGUGCAGCAUCAGAACACAUUAUUGUUUGUGAAGACACACA